Ixodes scapularis (black-legged tick) is the source of this 855-nucleotide messenger RNA. RefSeq lists its product as uncharacterized. Bases 1 to 855 code for a protein of 284 amino acids. Lineage: Eukaryota; Metazoa; Arthropoda; Arachnida; Ixodida; Ixodidae. The transcript has 4 exons. The record is from RefSeq and is a predicted model, not a curated record.
AUGGCUAAAAGUUUUCAGUUUUCUCUCCUCCUUCUCCUCUUUCUGGUGAGUGUGAAAUUGCGCAGCGGCACCCUAUUUGACCUCGAAGAUGUUAUUUACCAAAUCCUCCUGCGAAAUUGCUCUUACGAUAAAAGGCUGGCAACUUUUGAUGUCACUGCAGAUAACAAAACCCGAGGUCCCAUUGAAAACCUCGUCAAGUAUCCACCAGUCAAGAUCAAAGUCGGCCCAGUGGUCUACCUCGCCGCCAAAGUACAGUCUUUGAAGCUGUCUGCUGUAUACGUGCAGAUAUUUCACAACAACCAGUCUGGCGAGGAGGGUAAGGCGUACAUAUCGGAGCAAGUAGAACACGAAGACGAGUACUCGUGGACCGUCACCAAGGGGGCUGAUUUCACCGUUAAAGCCAAGUUCAGUAUAAACGUGCCACUAAUUUAUCAGUUCUCGACAGAAUUUUCGACAACACUCAAGACAAGCUCUGGAUCCACCAGGGUGGAAACACGUACUACGCGACAACUGAUUAAACAAGAUAUAAAAAUACCCCCCGGAGCCACUAUCGAAGCCAAGUGGUACGUCAACGAAGCACAAGUGGUGGUGCCAUGGGUAGCCGACAUCUUGAUGGAGGGAUACGUUGCAGCAUUAUUUGAAACGCCCGACAAGAAACUAACAUGGAGGUACUUAAACGUGCGAGAUUUCGAACACGACCACCUAACAAAAUACGGGAAAGGCGUCACGUUUCAGGCAUUGGGGCUGUUCCAAGCGAACGUAGCACAGAGCUACCACCUCUCUACCACCGAGAGAAAAAUAGCGCAGCGCACCACAAGCAUGGCCAAAUAUACUUUUGAGCAAGAAACCUCAUGA